This is a messenger RNA of Drosophila virilis, 2407 nucleotides long. Its product is annotated as MOXD1 homolog 1. Gene Ontology annotation, cellular component: secretory granule membrane. NCBI's taxonomy places the organism in Eukaryota, Metazoa, Arthropoda, Insecta, Diptera, Drosophilidae. Gene Ontology annotation, molecular function: dopamine beta-monooxygenase activity; copper ion binding. Gene Ontology annotation, biological process: dopamine catabolic process; norepinephrine biosynthetic process; octopamine biosynthetic process. The record is from RefSeq and is a predicted model, not a curated record.
UUUUUAGAAGAUCGUAUAUACCUGUGUGGAAAAGGUGGUGUGUUAGUUCCUUCGAAACAUCUGCCGGCUUGUGAAAUGACCCUCCCUUGGAAGUAUAUGUAUAAACGAAGUAUCGAAGGCAAUUUAAAGCGGAAAAGGCGUGCAACAGUACACAAGGCGCAUAGCUCCUGCAUUAAAGCGAUAAACAAAUAAAUAUUAAUAUAGAUUACAUACAAGUUUAGUGAUACAAAAUUAAACUCAGUGUAGCUAUAUAAAACAGGUUUUAAAUGUUGCUGCACAUUUUCGCAAGGAUAUGGUUUAUUGUCGUUUUCAUACGGCAAAACGUUAACUGUGCGCACCACAGCUAUGAGGAUCGUAGGGAUUCCGCUUCACACGCAUCUGUCCGCCAUCAGAACUGGCAGAGACUUGAAAUGAUGGACAGGAAUGGCUUGUACUGGCUCGAGUGGCAAAUCAAGGAAAAUUAUAUUUACUUUAAGGUAACUGUAAAUACGCGUGGCUUUAUUGGCCUUGGAUUUUCACAAAAAGACGGCCGCAUGUACAGUGCGGAUAUGGUAUUGUUAUGGGUCGAUGAUCAGACUGGAAAACCAAACGCACUCGAUUGUCAUGGCUCAAUACAACAUGCGCAUGGAGCACCUAUACAGGAUGAUACGCAAAACUACAACGUUAUCGAUGGCUACCAAAAUGGCACGCAUACUUAUGUCGCAUUUAAGCGUUUGCUUGAAACGUGUGAUCCCUACGAUAUUCCAUUAGGCCAUGACACGAUUAAAGUUUUGUGGUCUUUUGGCAAAAUCGAUCCGAUACAUGGUAAUUUAGAGGGACAUGGUCAGAAUCGUGGUGCUAAGCCACUGCUCUUAAUGAAUCCAGUUUUUCGAAAACAAAAUAAGACAAACAAUCAGUUAACUCACCAGUGGGACAUUGUUGUUAAUAAUGUGACUCUUGAGCCUUCGAUGGAUACUCUCUAUUGGUGUAAAAUAAUAAGAGCUCCUAUUUUGCAUCGAAAACACCAUAUAAUUGGUUAUGAGCCACUUUUAACACAUGUUUCUACAGCGGAUGAUACAGUUGUCCAUCAUAUGACUCUUUUUGAAUGCUCCGCGAAAUCAUAUCCUGGUUCAGAUUCCGAGUCGUGGGACGUUUGGGUAAGAAGUACUGGCACUGUAUGCAACAGCAACUCGUUGACGCCACGGGACUGGGAUUCUUGUUCCACACCAGUGGCCGUUUGGUCUGUCGGUUCUACAGGCCAAUUUUUGCCUCACCAUGUUGGCAUACCAAUAGGUGGCUCCUCGGGCGUCAAAUAUUAUAUGCUCGAAAUACAUUAUGAUAAUCCAAAGGCUUUGCGCGCCGUAGAUCAUUCCGGAUUUAGAAUUCACUAUACGCCUCAACUACGUGCCAACGAUGGGGGUAUCAUAAUCAGCGGAGUUUCUAUUUCCGACACCCAAAUUAUUCCACCUGGACAAAAGUUGUACCGUAAUGUUGGUAUUUGUGGACCUUCAUGUUCAAAUGUAUUGUUUCCCGAGGAUGGCAUUAAAAUUAUAUCUGGUACUCUUCAUACGCACCGCGCUGGUCGCAAAAUGAGCCUGCGACAUAUUCGAGGCGGCAAGGAAUUGCAACGCAUCAUUGAAGAUGAUAACUAUGAUUAUAAAUAUCAGCAAUUUCACCAGCUGGCUAACGAGACGGUUGUCCUGCCUGGAGAUUUUAUUAUUACAGACUGCGCCUAUGACACGACGCAUCGUAAAAGAGCCACAUUCGGUGGAUACUCGACUAAACAUGAAAUGUGUUUGUCUUUUAUCACAUAUUAUCCGAAAAUCGAAUUGGCUGGUUGUUACAGCAUGACGCCAGUGCGUGAAUUUUUUGAGAUGUUCGGAGUUAAUCAGUUCUAUUCAUUAAAUAUGACUGAUGUGGAAAAUUUGUUUUUAUACAACGGAAAUCUCUUAGAUUACAUGCCAAAUACGAUAUAUGCGAAAACAAAGCCUAACCAAACCAAUAUGAGCGCUGAAGACAUAGUCGUCGAAGGAUCUUUAUUAAACAAACUGCUAAUUUCGGAUCCGGUAGAAUUUCAUGAUCGCACAUUCCUUUCACAUAUAAAUCAGCUACCUUGGUCAGAGCCAUUAUUCACAAAACGCGUGGAGCAUGCUAUGAUAACAGGAAAGCAUAUGACUUUUUGUCGUGUUUCCAACGAGUCGAUGUCAAUCCCCUCCGAGAUAAUACGUUAUCCUAACUUCACGUCAUUUGUUAAACCACCCAGCAGUUGCACAUACAACCUUUUAAUCGAUAGCAUUCAAUUAAAUUCAAACGGUUCCAGAUCGGUGGCACCUUUGUCGUUAAGUUUGCUGCUAGUUGGAAUUUGUGUUAAGAAUAUUUAACUACCCUAAAUAUCAUAAUAUGCUUUUUCACUUCUGAGAACAAAAAA